This is a messenger RNA of Dibothriocephalus latus, 642 nucleotides long. Lineage: Eukaryota; Metazoa; Platyhelminthes; Cestoda; Diphyllobothriidea; Diphyllobothriidae. The record is from the annotation of a GenBank genome assembly.
AUGGUCGGCCCAGUUUCUUACAAUUCACUUAAAGAUGCGUUUAAACCUUUGCAGGCGGGACCCAUUGAAACUGAUGAUAUUGAUGAUCCAAAAGCGGACAGCAUUGAAGGAGCACGAAAAAAGGCGGAAUGGGCAAAACUGGUGGAACAGGGCGAAGAAAAGCGACGAGAUACACGGCGGAAGGUUGCUGAACUUCGCAUGAAGUUCAAACGUCUGAAGGAACAGAACGAAAAGCUUCCUGAGCACAUGCGCAUCGAUCUAAGGGAGUACGAGAUUCUACCAAGAAUACGAGACCACCUCAUGAAGGAACGUGCGGCCAAACUGGACCUCCUCUACAAGGAGACGGCCUUUGAGUCGAGGCGAUAUGAGCUUGCUCUAAGGAAGAUUAUAACUCGCUAUCGGGAUCAACUGGCCUGUGAGUUGCUAGUUCUCAAAUCCUUUGGCACAGAACAUACCAUAUCAACUAUGCGUGCCAACACGCUGCCAUCUUACCACAACCUGCUCCUGAGCUGCCUUCGAAAGGAGGCAGAGGAGGAGGCAAGAAGGGAAGCGGAAAAAAAGAGACGCGCCGCUGAGGAAGGCGAGUUCCCCACCAGCAAACGUUUAGUGUGCAUACUUUCACUAUGUCUUUACGGCCUUUAG